AUGGGCAUUUUUUCGUGAGUUCCAGAAUUUUUCUUCGAAAAAAAAAUUAUAAAUUCAAUUUUUUAGGCUCAAAAAAUCUUGCGAGCCCCAAGAAAUCGCGUUGUUGAAAAAAUUGAGCCACGAAAAUGUUGUGCAAGUUUUGGAGUUUGUGCCGAAUUCGCCGCGCGUGAUUUUCGAAUUUUGUCCACACAAUUUGUAUUCGCACGGGAAAUUGUUGGAGAAUAUUUGCGGGAUUGCGAGAGAUUUGUUUAGAGGAUUGGAGUAUAUUCAUGAAAUGGGAAUUAUUCAUCGGGAUAUUAAGGUAGGGAGAGGUUUUGGGAAUUUGAAAAUUCACUUUGAAAUUUAAUUUUUAUCUUAAAAAAUGAGAUUUUAAAUUGCCACGUGUAAAAUUGAAAAAAAUUCGGAAAAUUCAUUUUUUUUUUUUAAAUUAAAUCUUUCUUUUUUUUCUGAUGAAAUUUUAAACUGCCACGUGGAAAUUCAUAAUAAAAUCUGAAUAUUUCAAUUUUUGAAAAAACGAAAUUCAAUUCUGAGCUUCCACGUGGCAAAUAAUCAAAUUAAAAAAAAUUGAUUUUUUUUUUUGGAAAAUGAAAUUCCAAGCUCCCACGUGGAAAAUUUAAUCCUACUUUAAAAAUCAAUUUUUUUGGGAAAACUAAUGAAAUUCAAUUCUGAGCUGCCGCAUGGCAAAUAAUCAUAUUUUAAAAAAAUUGAUUUUUUCUGAAAAUGAAAGUACUAAGUUGCCACGUGUAAAAAAUUGAAAAUUCAAUUUUUUCUUUGAAAAAUAAACUUCACAGUGAAAUUUAAUUCUAAAUUGCCACGUGGAAAUGUUUUUAUUCCAAAAUCCUGCGUUAAAAAUUUGUUUUUCUAAUUUUCUGAAAAUAUCAUUUUUAAAUUGCCACGUGGAAAAAAGUUUUGAAAAUUCAUUUUUUGUUGUUUUUUCGCCACGUGGCAUAUGAAAACAGUUCAAAAAUUGUUAUUCUCUGAAAAUAACAUUUCAAAUUGCCACGUUUUUCAAAAAAUUCAAUUUUACAAUAAAAUUCUAAACUGCCACGUGGAAAUUGAAAAUUUAUUUUUUUUUAAUGCAAGUUUUUUGCCUGAAAAUGCAAUUCCACAAUGAAAUUCAAUUCUAAAUUUCCCCCCUUUUCCAGCCCGAAAACCUAUUGCUCACCUCAAACGGCUCUCUAAAAAUCGCAGAUUUCGGAAUUUCUCGACACGAGAAUCCCGAAAUGACACCCCACAAAUGCACAUUAUGGUAUCGAUCGAUUGAAAUGCUGCUAGGUGCCACGAAUUACACAAAAACUAUUGAUUUAUGGGCGGCCGGAUGUGUUUUGGCUGAAAUUGUUCGUGGCGAACCGAUUUUUAAGGGAACAUCCGAAAUUGAUAUGGUUUGUGGUUGUGUUUUUCGAUUUUUUUUUGAAGGAAUUCUGAAAUUUUUCAGCUCAAUAAAAUCAUAUCAAUUCUGGGAACUCCAAAUUUCACAAAUUGGCCUGAAUUAGACAAUCUUCCAACUAUGCAAUACAUCGAUUUGCGCGAACAACCCAACAAUUAUUUGUCUGAAAAUAUCCCGACUGAAAAUCUCGAUUUACUCGAUCUCAUUCAACUACUUUUGACACAUAAUCCCAAACUUCGAAUAACUGCCAAAAAGGCAUUGUGUCAUCGAUUUUUUGAAAAUGCGGGUGGAAAAUGA
This is a messenger RNA of Caenorhabditis angaria, 1684 nucleotides long. NCBI's taxonomy places the organism in Eukaryota, Metazoa, Nematoda, Chromadorea, Rhabditida, Rhabditidae. The record is from the annotation of a GenBank genome assembly.